AGUCGAUAGCUGUUGUUUGGUCGCAUUGGUUCUCGAAACGAAAAUCGUGUGAGUGCGAGUGAAUGUUGUGUUCUAUCGAAAGCGUGUUCGAAACUAUUUGCUCUCAUAUGAGCAGCUUCUACACGAGAGGCUGUUCGUUCGGUGUAUUUUUUUUUUUUCAUUCCUCUGUUUCGGCUUAUUUUGUGCUUUUCGUGGUGCGGAUUUGCGGAAAGCCAGAAAAAAUUGUUGAGAAAGAAAAAGAAGAAACGAUUUUUCUUUGGAUUUUGUGUUUAAUAAUAUUUCUUUGUGAAAAAAAACGAAUUUUUUUUUUCUGCCUCCAAUUUAUAAUAACUUCAGAUGAUCCACUGAAAUAUUACACGUUGAAGUAAAAAGAAGAAUAUAAUCGUUAAAUGAAAAAGGGAGACACUUACGAAAUCUCAGUAUCGCAAAAUUUCGGAUGUCGUCAUUUUUGAAUAUCAUAUUUUGAUGUUGUUGGUGUUAUUGUUGUUGUUAUUCUUGGUGUAUCGUGCGGUGCGCAUCUCAAAUUAUGCACGUUAUUUUUUUGUAACGGCAUUUCUCUUUUUCUCUCAGUAAACACACUGUGCCGGACACAGCCGAAGAAUCAUAUGUGAAUAUUUUUGUCAUCACUAUUUCUGUUUAUUUUGAACAUACUUAUAUCAAUCAACUGAACAAGAAGGAAAAAAAGAAGAUUCAUUCGCUCUCAAUUUCGAUCGAAUGAAUAUAUAGCAAGAGCAGAAUAAACACGCCGUACGAUCACAAUGGAGGUGAUGGAAAAAGUGAAUGUGUGAAAUUUCUUAACGCAGUUAGACAGAUAAAGGGGUGAAAAUAACAAAUUGUAAUGAUGAAAUCCAAAUAUUAAGAAGAAAAAACAACAAAACGAAAAAUAAAGAUGUGAAAUUUGUGAGCGCAAGAGAAUCGGGCGUGUUUUAUUCAGCAAUUGUCAGGCGUGUGGUGACGGUUUGCUUCAUCAUUCGCGAGCCCUAAACUACUGAAUCUUCUUGUUUUUCGUCAUUCUCCUUUCGUUCAUAAAAACGCAAAUACAGCGACUUUUAAAAAGAGAUUCAAAGCAUAAAUCAAAUUACGGACGAAUCACAGCAGAAGCGAGAGAACGAAGAAAAAUCGGAGAACAAAACAUACACGAGAUAAAGAAACAAGGAGAGAGUUUUUGGGUAUUCUGUUUUCUCCGCCGAUUGACACCGAAAAUCGAAUCAAAACAACCCGAUACAACCAUGCUACGGAAUUGUGCAUGCUUUCAGCGUCAACGGCGCGGAUCAAGUUUUGAGGAUUCCUCAUCGUGCCGGUCGUCCGAGAUAGAGCGUGGCAGUGAGGUAUCAACGAGCAAUGGGAGCCUUCUAAAAUUGAUUACGUCCCGUGGAUGGUGUCGUCAAUGGCGAAAAACCAGCACUAUCAGCAUGUCAAAAAUUGAACGAACAAUGAAAGCAGCCAUUUUGAUACAACGAUGGUAUCGCCGUUAUUUGGCUCGUAUGGAAAUUCGACGGCGAUACACAUGGACGAUAUUCCAGAGCAUUGAAUAUGCUGGAGAGCAAGACCAAGUUCGUUUAUAUAACUUUUUCAACGCAUUGUUAACACAUAUUCCUGACACGGCAAACAAGCCAUCAGGUUCAUCAAAUAUAUCGAGGGCAUCAUCAAAUGAUGCAUUGGAUUCAAAAUUUAGUGAUGAAUCGGAUGACUUAGCUGAUGAAGGUAUUACCGGGCCGGAACGUGCGUACCGCGGACCACAUUUAGUAUUUCCGUUACAGAAAAAAGACAUUGACACAUUAAUUGAGCUAUUCCGAAAGAAAAAGUAUAACCGUCUACAUGCAAAAUACGUGGCCGGUAUAUUGAAGGAAGCAACAAUACGACUGAAACGUUUACCUAAUUUGAAUCAAGCGUCCACUGCCAUAUCGAAGCAAGUUACCAUUUGUGGUGAUUUACAUGGAAAACUUGAUGAUUUAUUGGUGGUAUUUCAUAAGAAUGGUUUACCUUCACCUGAGAACCCGUACGUUUUUAAUGGUGAUUUCGUGGAUCGUGGCAAAAAAAGCUUAGAAGUAUUACUUCUGCUGCUAUCCUGCCUUUUAGUAUUCCCUGGCGGUGUCUAUUUGAAUAGAGGAAAUCACGAGGAUACUGUUAUGAAUGCAAGAUAUGGCUUUAUUCGGGAAGUUCACCAAAAGUACAAGCAUAAUGCCGAACGGUUAUUAAAACUUAUUGAAGAAAUCUAUCGAUGGCUUCCGUUGGGUACAAUAGUCAACAAUCGGGUGUUUGUCGUCCAUGGCGGUAUAUCGGAUAGCACUGAUUUGGAUCUGUUGAAGAGCUUGGACCGUGGCAAGUAUGUUUCGUUGCUGCGGCCUCCGAUAACGGAUAGUAGUGCACCUGGAGCUGACAUAAUAGACAAAGUGGAAUGGAAACAGGUGUUCGACAUCUUAUGGAGUGAUCCGCAACACAACGAAGGCUGCCAACCAAACGGUCUACGUGGGGCUGGCACUUAUUAUGGCCCUGAUGUUACGCAAAACUUUUUGCAAAAAAACAAAUUGGUCUUUCUGGUUCGAUCGCAUGAAUGUAAACAUGAUGGUUACGAAAUUGUCCACGGUGGAAAGGUGAUAACCAUUUUUUCCGCAUCAAAUUAUUAUGAGAUUGGAUCGAAUAAGGGUGCCUACCUCAAAUUGAAUCCACAACUUGACACGCAUUUCGUGCAGUACACGGCGGCCGCAUCGAAAACGCGAAAAUUAACAUUUCGCCAAAAGGUGGGCCUGGUCGAAAGUUCAGCGAUUCGAGAGUUGGGCGCCAAAUUGCGUGAACAUCGCGGUGAUCUUGAACGAGAAUUCAAAGCACGUGAUCCGGAUUUAAAAGGAAUUUUAACGAUGUCGCGAUGGUGUGAGGCGAUGGAAUCGGCUACACACUUGGGCUUACCAUGGCGCUUGUUACGGGAAAAAUUAGCACCGAUGCAGCUCGGCUUCCCACCCCUCGAUGUUCAUUAUAAUCUAACAUUAGAACUACUUGACACAGAUCUCAUCAAAACAGCUCAUGCAGGCUCAACAAGUGUUGCUGAUUCGCUGUAUCGGAACAAAAGCAGUUUGGAAAUGAUUUUCCGAAUAUUGGACAAAGAUAAUUCAGGUUUCAUCUCUUUGGAUGAGUUUGCCGAGGCAUGUGAUUUGCUGCAAAAACAUCUACCUGAACACGAUACCAAAGAGGAGCUGAUGGAAAUGUGCAAAUUGAUGGACAUCAAUAAGGACAGUUUGGUUGAUUUAAAUGAAUUCCUCGAAACGUUUCGGCUGUGCGAACAAGAGCGCGGCAACAGUUUUAAAAGUGAAGUAUUGGCCGUACAUUUUGAUCUUCCGAAUGAUACAGCUGCAUCGACGAAGAGUAGCGAUGGGAAAAAUGGCAUUGCCAAUGGCGAACCGGCAACCAACAACACCGGAAACACUGCAGAAAAUUAAUUCUCUCAACAUUCACUUCAUCUUAUUCACUGUCUCUCGCUCUCAUAAGACGUAUCGCACAGCACAAAUUAGAUGCUUCAGUCGGGGGAAAAAAAAGAAGAAAUGAAAUGGGUGGGCGAGAGAAAAAAAAAACAGAAAACCCGUUCAUUUUGAUACUCAAACUGCAGGAAUAUUUCUACUCAAAAUCGCACCAAAUAUCAACUGCAGGAAUUACUUUUCGGAAUUGCACGGGAGAAAAAUGGUGAUGCUAUGCUUUUUCUCAUUUCACGGUCUCUGCAAGCGGAACAUAACACAUUUUCUUUGCGUUCUUUCGACCAUCCGUUUUCAUCCCUCUCUUAUGCAAUCCAAUUUUCAUAAAACAAAUCUUUUCCAAUCGAAAUGAGACACACUAAAAAAAACAGUUGAGUAUUACGUUUCCGUUGUUAAACUUUGGAAAUAAGGUCAUGAUGCUACUUUGAAAUAAUUGAAACACAAAAAACCCUUCAAGGAGGAGCUUUUAUCUAAUCAAAAUAUUUGCAUUCAAAAAGAAGGAAAAAAAUUACGAACGAAAAAAAAGAACAAUUAAAAUUAGUUUAAAAUCUUACCAUAUUUUAAUGUUGUUGGAAAAAAUCUCUCUCCCCGGUGGGAUCAUGCUUCGCUAAAGGUGCUAUCAACUGAUGUGACUCUCGGCUAUAAUUGUCCACACUGCUUCAUUAACAUUGAGCGAGGAAGUGAGACUCAUUUAAAUAGAGCAAAAAGCAGGAGACUCAUUUAUAAGAUGAAUUUUUUGCAUAAGAAAAGAAUGAAUAGAGCUAAGAUAAGAUGAGAGAAAUGCCACCAUUUUCACUUUUUUCUUUUUUCUCCUUUCUCUCAGUCGAAUCGCAAUUUUGAUUCUUCUGAACAAUACUCGAUGGAUUAACUUGCUUUAAAAUUAACUCAAUUCAGAUAUUCAAUGAAACUGAUCUAUUCAUUUGACGAAACAAUAGAUUUACACUUCUUGAUAUAGAAAUACUUGUAGUGCUAAAAAAAACGGACGAUGGAAAUUCACCGUCAUUCGAUUCACGUUGCGUGAUUCCAUUGAGAAACUGUUUGCACGACAUCAUUAUUAUCAAAAACCUUAUUACAAUUAGAUAAAAAAAAAAUAGUGAUUGUUUUCUCUCUAUUCAUUUGAAUUUCUCGAAAGAAAUAGAAACUAACGAAUAGCUUUAAUAAAUCUGCUGAUUAAAUGCGAUAGUUUGAAGAAGAAGAAGAAGAAGAAGAAGAAAGGAAGAAGAAAAACAAUCGAAACAAAAAGUCAACAUUUUAAAACGAAAGCAAAGAUAUUUAAACCAAACAAAAUCUCUUAUAAUAUAUUAUACACAUUUAAAAUCAUGAAUGGUAAAAUUCUCUCCUAGUAAAUCACGAAAUCACUUUGUCGAUGUAGCCGAAUUCCACCCAAUAUUUUUAGAUUGUAGGAAGCAAGCGUUUGCAAAAACCGGCACGAUAUUCAAUUGCACUGCGUGUUUGCAAACGCCAAAGCAUAUGGACCAAAGACAAACUAUUUUUCCUCCCAAACAUAAAUGUUAACGUUAAAAUUUAAAUUCUAUUUACAUUUUAAACGAUUGCACAAUCUUAAUAAAAUAUAUGUGAGGUUAAGCCAAGCAAAAACACAAAGAUGAAAAGGACACAUGCAAAUCAAAAAAAUAUAUAUAAAUUAUCCAAACCAAAUUUAAAACACACAUACAUACAGAUCCAAUCGAGAUAUUCACUAGAUUCUAAGGUGUCGUCGUCACUUUUCAAAUUUUAUUGUAAAUAUUCCAUGAUUCGAAACCAAAAAAAAAAACCAACCGAUGGAUUCAUGACCAUUUACACACAACGCCACCACGAAAAUUAACUAUUCGAGCCGCAUAGAAUAUGUUAUCAUAUUUGGAAUGUAAGAUGCAAUUUGCCGUGAUAUCAUAGUACUUAGUAUUUACUCUUUCUCGUCUGAUUCCAAGAUGGAAAUCCUUUCGAAUUAAGUAUAUUUAAUAGAUGUUAUAUUUUUUUUUUCUUCACGUUUUUUCUAUUCAUUUCAAACUAGCAAACUUUUCUAGCACAUUCACACAUAGAUACACACACACACGCACGUACUUGAUAUGAUUCUAUUUCCAAUUAACACUAAUAUAGAAUGAGCUCUAUGCCAAAUUAAUGAAAAAUACGACGCAUACAAUGCACGAACAAACGAUGCUGUUGGUGAAUAGGAAGAGGUAGUACUUGAGGUAGUUUUAGUAAAGUUUGAAGACUCUCUCACUUUGUUACAUAACUCAUGGUUUUUUUUUCGACUGAGAGAAAAAUGUUUUCUUCCUUUUUUGUGAUUUAUUUUUCCUUGAAAUCACAUUCUUUUCUGGGACUGGAUUUUCUGGCUGAAAAAGCUUUUUUUUGGUUCGGUGAAUAUUCCGAAUGUAUUUCAUUCACUCUCCUAUUUUCUUCGAAUUUUCAACAUACUGAAUGUUUCAUAUGAGAAUCAGUUCUUGGGACAAGAAAAUAUGAAAAAAAUGGGCUUGACCAAAGUAGGAUAUGGGGGAAACCUCUAUCUAUUUCAUAAGGCGGAAUUGAAAUGUUGAUUCCAGAAUUCCCAAAAUUGACCUUAUCGACAUGAACAAAUUUCACUGGAAUGCUUCAAAUACCAAAACCGAAUCCCUCUCAAUGCUCACUUCACUGACUUUUCUUUUUGAAUUUCUUGUUCUUUAUCAAGAAGAAGACUAAGGUAGAAGGAUUUUUAUUUUACUUGAUAAACCAAAUACUAUCACUAGCUGAAGCUCCGAACGCUUUUUCAUCUAUUUACAAUCAAUUUUUGAACUAUUACUUACAAUAAAAGUAUAUAUGAGAGAUGUGCUUAGAACUACAUUUGGAUGAGGAUGGACAUGAGGAUGUUUGCACCGUGGAAAAUUUACAUUGUUCCAAACUCACAUAUACGUAUAAAAUACAAAAUGACGCAAGUCUAAGAAGAAUCUUAUCUCACUCAAAAUCAUUAGUUAAUUGAAAAUACCAACGAAUUCAAAAACAGAGGCGGAUUCUAGCUUCGACCAUUUUUGUCUUCAAUUUUGAAGCGACAAAAUAUGCAGGAAAUUCAUGCGGCAUAGUUAGACCUUGGUUUAAAACAAUACCAGAGAUGACUAAAGCGCACCCAAGUGCGCUAGAGCAUUUGUGUUGUUUUUUUCUUCGUUCUACUUCUACCUUUUUGGCCAAUAAAAAUUUGUAUCAAUAUUUUGUCUAACAUAACGAAGAAUUGCUUUUGAAAAACCACAUUUACAUUGGUGUAUGUAAAGAAAAAUCCUCAAAAUUAUCGAUUGUGAAAUUGAGCUAAUAUGCGCAAUGACUAAGUGCGUAAGACCGCACAAUGCGAAUACCAGUUCUCAUUUUAGGGCAGACAAUGAUAAAAUUUUCCAAUGAUAAAUUUUGCGAAAUCUUGGCGCUGAAUGCUGAACUAUGAUACUCCUAUAUAAAUAUACUGUCAACUAUCAAUGACAGCAACCAAUGACAGCAACAAUUGAACGUAUUUGUAUGGCAAAAUACUUCCUACUUGCAGAUGGCGCCAGACCAAACGUCAUUCUAGUCAUUUUUCUCAUUGGGGCAGAAAACGUAAGCUAUUCUUUGUUAUGUUAGACAAAAUAUUGAUAAAAAAUGUUUUUGGCCAAAAAGGUAAAGUGGAACGAAGAAAAAAACAAAGAAAAAACAGCACAAGUGUUCGAGUGCGCUCUAGCGCACUCACGGCGAUGAAGCUAACACGUAUUUUCAACUUGGGUGCGCCUCAGUCAUCUCUGUACAAUACCGCCGAAUUUUUUAUAUGUCACUUUGUUUUCAAUUCUUUUUAUUUCGAUACGAAUGCAUGACACCGUUUGGAACAAACUGAAUUUCACGGGUCACCAAUGUGCAUUCAUUUAUGAAUCCAAAAGUGAUAUGCUUUUUUUCACACGUUUGAAUGGUACGCUUUGAGCAUUAAAUUUGUAACAGACUGUGAGCAAUUCACUGUUCAAUUCAAAAUGUUUGCAGCCAAAAAAAUUUCUCGGAUGUUUGCUACUGCAUACAGUCGGUUAGAGAUGAAUGCAUUUGCAAUGAGAUAGAUAGAGAGAGAGAGAGAGAGAGAGAGAGAGAGCAUAUCAACCGAAGUGACUCUUGACACCAAAAACAUGUGAAUGCAUUUCCGUGUCUCUUGGUAAACAUUCCAAAAUAGCUUUAAGCAUAUUUGGCCAUGCAAAAACUAAUAGCAAACAAAGAAAAUACUCCAGUAGAUGAACUAGAAAAAAAAUCUAGUGAUUUCUGCUAUCGGUCUCAUUCCGAUCGUAAAAUGAAGUGCAACCCAUUAUGACUAGUACAAACUAAAAUUGUCAACAAAAAUCCACUAUUCAUGACAUUUUUUUUCUUACAAUUUUUUAUUAAUCAAUAAAACAAAUAUAUACCGAAUUUCUAUUGGUAAGACCGAGAGUAGACCAAAUUGUCGAUUAUUUUUACCAGAGGCUUUUUCUUCGUAUUUUGAAACGAAUAUUUACUGCAUGUUUAUAUGGGCUGGACGUGAUGAAGGGCAGAUUGUAUAUCCAAAUCUCGGCGCCUCGCUAUUAGACUAAACGAUAAAGAUACAGAGAUGGAUACUCAAACGUUGGAAAAUGUGCCGAGGUGACUUUGUAAAAUGAAUCAGUCCAUUGUAAAACGUUAUUGAGAUUCUGCACAGAUAGAAAAAGUUCGAUUUGUCCAAAGCUUGAAAUACCGAACACAAAUGUACAUGCUUUGGUUUUAUCAAAUUGAACUGGUGUGUUUUCUGCAGCAAUUUAUUUUAACUUCUUUCUAAACCUGGCCUAAGACCCUCUCAUUUCAAUUAAACACUUUACCAAUUAAAUGAUUUUGAGCUUAAAUCGAGUGUGAAAACAUGAGCGAUUCGAUUAAUUGCUAAAGACUUUCGCGAAUUCAUUCGUGUGGAAAAAAGACGGAACAACUUAUUUGAAAAGACAAUGAUCAAGAGAUAAAUGAUGAUGAUAGAAAUCCAUGAGUAUCAAAAGUUUAUCAGUGCAUAGAUAACUUUUUUCUUUAAUUUUAUUUACUCCUCAUUAUUGUUUAUUUACACUCGCGUUUGUUACUUAUUGACUCUUUAUUACUCAAAGAAAAAAAUAUUUUAAUAACCCGCAACCGAAAGUUUUAAAUACAUUACGUACUUCAUAAUGUUUGUCCUAGUUUUUUUUUGCCCAUACCCUCUAUUUAUUGCUAUCGGAUGCACGUGCAGAUACGUUGCCGUUGCGCUGUGCUGCAAUUGCAUUCAGAAUCGUCAGAAUAUGUUUUAUUUGAAUCAGUUUGCUGUGAAUUUCGCUGUGUGAAAUACGAUGCAGAAAAUACUUUAUAUUGCGUUAGUUUUACGGCUAAAGAUUUAUUUAAAUAUAAAACAUACACAGGAAAAAGAACAUAUUUUCGAAAUGUUACUCAAACUAAUUUUAAAAAAAUCAUAUUUCAUCUAAUUAUUAAAAGAAAUUUGCAUCUCUUUUUCACACUUUUGAAAGUUGAUAUUUUUUCUUAAGUUUUUCACGUAUUUUCCAACUUGUUGUGAGAAAAAAGGGCUUAUCUUUCGGCCUUUUUCUGAAGGUAUGCCUUUUUUACCGCGUGUUCUUCAUUUCACUCAAUAUUGUUUUCCUAGGAAAGGUGCACCAAAAAUGUCUAAAAUAUUUAGUACCGGUCAUUCGAACCAACCGAAUGAACAGAAAGAAAUCACGGUUAAUAUUAGAUCAAAUGUAAUUAAAUCUAUUGAAAGAUGAUAUUUUUUUGUUCGAAUAUUCGUAGAGAUUCUCUCGCUCUUUCUCUCUCUCUCUCUCUCUCUCACACACCAACAGUGGAAAUAUUUGCUGUACAUAUUUCCAAUUUUAUUGCUUUUUAGUAGAAUUGUCUUGUUCCUAAAGUUUAUCCAUUUUUAUACCUAUUUCAAUCGAAUAAAUUUCACACAUACACACAUAAGCUCUAACGAAAACCAAAUAAUGCAAUGGCAAUGUGAGUGGCGUGCGGUAAAAAUUAUUCCACGAUAAACAAAACAUGUUGUUGUGAACAGCAACAGCUUGAAAAGAAAACAGAACCAACAAGUUUUUAGAUUAAUUGUACAAAUGCGCCACCGUCACACAAUAUGUAUGAGUCGGUUUUGUUUCUUUUAUUGAUUUUUAUUACAAAAUGACCAAUGGGCAAUGUAAAAUAUGCCUAAUAAGUUUUACACAAAAAACACGAAAAAUAAUCAACAACAACAACAACAACUACAACAACAGCUCUAUGCCGACAGGAAUUUAAAUGAAGAUAACAUACAAUUUAUUGCUCUUUUAUUAUAAACUUUAGCUUAUUUUUACUAUUAGUCACAGUAUCAUCAAGCGUUCGAGAUUUGACAACCAUUUUUUUGGUGUGCAUUUUCAUGUCAAUCGAUUGAUCACGGUAAUAACAUUAUUAAUAUUAUCAAUAUUGACCAAAAAAUUGUUGAAUUGAAUCCAUUGACGAUUUUAUUAUUAUCAUCAGUAGGUAAUUUUUGGAGUGUCUACGAUUCGACAAUGAAAACGUGCUUGAAAAAGGAAAUCAAAACUCGAAACACUCAUUUCCAAUUUCAAUAAAUAUUUCAUAAAAUGAAGAA
Molecule: messenger RNA, 10017 nt
Organism: Sitodiplosis mosellana (orange wheat blossom midge)
Lineage: Eukaryota; Metazoa; Arthropoda; Insecta; Diptera; Cecidomyiidae
Gene: rdgC
Product: serine/threonine-protein phosphatase rdgC
Exons: 15
Coding region: 1230-3434 (734 amino acids)
Biological process (GO): detection of stimulus involved in sensory perception
Cellular component (GO): nucleus; cytosol
Molecular function (GO): manganese ion binding; iron ion binding; protein binding
Source: RefSeq, a predicted model, not a curated record